CCGCUCCUCCCCCCCCCCCGGCAGGGAAAGACGGAGCGGGAGGCGGAGGACGGAAGAGCCGGGAGAAGCCGCCCCUGCUGCCCCCCCCCCAAAAAACAGCCGCCGCCGCUGCGGAGAGAAGGGUCGUUCUCGGGAGCCGCAGACACGGUUCGUCCAGGGGGCUUCCCUCUCUGCUCAGCCCCCAGCCCCGUCCCGCCCCCCCUGGGCCCCAGCACUGCCAUGGCCGCCCCCGCCAACGCCCAGACCACCAGCAAGACCUGGGAGCUCAGCCUGUACGAACUCCACCGCACCCCCCAGGAGGCCGUCAUGGACGGGACGGAGAUCGCGGUGUCGCCCCGCAGCCUCCACAGCGAGCUGAUGUGCCCCAUCUGCCUGGACAUGCUGAAGCACACCAUGACCACCAAGGAGUGCCUGCACCGCUUCUGCUCCGACUGCAUCGUCACCGCCCUGCGCAGCGGGAACAAGGAGUGCCCCACCUGCCGGAAGAAGCUGGUGUCCAAGCGCUCCCUCCGCCCCGACCCCAACUUCGACGCCCUCAUCUCCAAGAUCUACCCCAGCCGCGAUGAGUACGAGGCUCACCAGGACCGCGUCCUGGCCAAACUCAACCGGCUGCACAACCAGCAGGCCCUGCGCAGCAGCAUGGAGGAGGGGCUCAAGAUGCAGGCCAUGAACCGGGGGCAGCGUGUCCGGAAGCACCCGCAGGAGUCGGACAACAACACCUUCAGCGGGGCGGAGGACAACUGCGACAGCCGGUCGCACCUCAGCAACGCCUCAGCUCCCAGCCAGCCGGAGGCCGGGCCCAGCUGCAAGCGCUCGCGGGCCUCCGACGAGUCGUGCGCCGAGCCCGAGACCUCCCACGAGGGCGGGCGGGGCAGCCCCGAACCCGGGGCCGAGUCCAGCAGCAGUGAGAUCGAGCUGGUUUUCCGGCCUCACCCCAUCCUGGUGGAGAAGGGGGGCUACUCCCAGACCAGGUACGUCAAGACCACCGCCAACGCCACGGUGGACCACCUGUCCAAAUACCUGGCCCUGCGCAUCGCCCUGGAGGAGGUCCCCGGCCCGGACCCCGAGCCCCCCGCCCUGGAGGACGUGAGCGAGAAGCAGUACACCAUCUACAUCACCACGGCUGGAGGGGCCUUCACGACGCUGAACGGCUCUGCGACUCUGGAGCUGGUCAACGAGAAAUACUGGAAGCUGAGCAAACCCCUGGAGCUCUUCUACGCCCCCACCAAGGAACAGAAGUAGCCGGGGUGGGGGCCCCAACCUGAUGGACAGCAACUGGGGGGCAGGUGCGGGGAGCGCCCCUCUUGCCUUCAAGGUGCCUCUUUUCAAGAAGAUGCUUCACUUGGGGGUGCGGGGAGCUUCACAUGCCCCUCCAAAAACCCCUCCCAAGGCCAAUUGGACGGGAAGGGCAGAGAGGCCCUGGCUUUUCGGUCCCCCCCUCCCAGGGAGGCCUGGGGGGGAGGGGGCUCCUGCCCUCCCUGCCCCUCUCCUCCAAUGGGGGGGGAGGAGAAGGAGCAAUGGGGGGGGGGCGAAGUUUUUGUUUCCUGCCUUUUUACAGCUGUUUUUGUGGAACUGACGACAAUAUUUGCUCCUUUGAACCCC
Molecule: messenger RNA, 1602 nt
Organism: Thamnophis elegans (Western terrestrial garter snake)
Lineage: Eukaryota; Metazoa; Chordata; Lepidosauria; Squamata; Natricidae
Gene: RING1
Product: ring finger protein 1
Exons: 7
Coding region: 220-1242 (340 amino acids)
Biological process (GO): negative regulation of DNA-templated transcription
Cellular component (GO): ubiquitin ligase complex; PcG protein complex
Molecular function (GO): chromatin binding; ubiquitin protein ligase activity
Source: RefSeq, a predicted model, not a curated record